AUGGACCUCGGCCAGGCCAAGGGCGGAAAGCGCACGAGCGCCGACACCAUCGACGACGCUUCUAGGAAAAAGCCCAAGAUGGUCGACGACGCCGGCGCAAAGCUCAACCCCUACCUCGCCCACAUGUACCAAGACGACGGCGCCGUGGCCAACGGCUACGGCCCCCUGGCCGGCAUGAAGCGACGCCAGACGACGGCCGAGCAGGCCUCCAAGGCCGAGGACUUGGACUCCAACCCCUUCACCGGCAAGCCGCACACGCAGCAGUACUUCCGCAUCCUCGAGACUCGGCGGAACCUGCCUGUUCACAAGCAAAGACAAGAAUUCCUUGACAAGUACCACUCGACCCAGAUCCUCGUCUUCGUCGGUGAGACUGGUUCCGGAAAGACAACACAGAUUCCCCAAUAUGUCGUCUUCGACGAGCUACCCCAGCAGACCGGCAAGCUCAUUGCCUGCACCCAACCGCGUCGAGUGGCCGCCAUGUCCGUCGCCCAGCGCGUCGCCGAUGAAAUGGACGUGCCCCUCGGCCAGGAGGUCGGCUACAGCAUCCGAUUCGAGGACAAGACGGGUCCCAAGACAGUGCUCAAGUACAUGACGGACGGCAUGCUGCUGCGCGAGGCCAUGCACGACCAUGAAAUGUCCCGCUACAGCUGCAUCAUCCUCGACGAAGCCCACGAGCGCACGCUGGCCACUGAUAUCCUCAUGGCCCUGCUCAAGCAAAUUGCCAGCCGGCGCCUGGACCUCAAGAUCAUCAUCAUGUCCGCCACGCUCGAUGCUCAGAAGUUCCAAAAGUAUUUCAACGACGCGCCGCUGCUCGCCGUCCCCGGCCGAACAUUUCCCGUCGAAAUUUUCUAUACGCCGGAGCCAGAGAGGGACUACGUCGAGGCCGCCAUACGAACUGUCCUGCAGAUUCAUGCGUCCGAGUCCGAGGGCGACAUCUUGCUCUUCCUGACCGGCGAGGACGAGAUUGAAGAUGCUUGCCGGAAGAUCGGCCUCGAGGCCGAAGAACUGGUCAGAGAGGUCGACGCCGGGCCCCUCGCCAUCUAUCCUCUCUAUGGUACCUUGCCGCCGCAUCAGCAGCAGCGCAUCUUCGACCAGGCUCCCGCCCCGCUCCGCAAGGGUGGACGCCCCGGACGCAAGUGCAUCGUAUCAACCAACAUCGCCGAGACUAGUUUGACCAUUGACGGCAUCGUGUACGUGGUGGACCCCGGCUUUAGCAAGCAAAAGAUCUAUAACCCGCGAAUCCGAGUCGAGUCUCUGCUCGUGUCGCCAAUUUCCAAGGCGUCGGCGCAGCAACGGGCCGGUCGAGCUGGACGUACCAAGCCCGGAAAGUGCUUCAGACUGUACACCGAGCACGCUCACAACAAGGAGCUCAUUGAGCAGACCUAUCCCGAGAUUCUCCGGUCCAACCUGGCCAAUACCGUCUUGGAGUUGAAGAAGCUCGGCGUCGAGGACCUCGUCCAUUUCGAUCUGAUGGAUCCGCCGGCCCCCGAGACGAUGAUGAGGGCGCUCGAGGAGCUCAACUACCUCGCCUGUCUCGACGACGAGGGCGAGCUGACGACGCUGGGGAGCCUCGCCUCAGAGUUCCCCCUGGAUCCUUCCUUGGCCGUCAUGUUGAUUUCGUCGCCCGAAUUUUACUGCUCCAACGAGAUGCUCUCCAUCACGUCCCUGCUGUCGGUCCCCCAGAUCUUUGUCCGCCCCGCCAGCAGCCGCAAACGGGCGGAUGAGAUGAAGGCCCACUUCAGCCAUCCGGACGGGGACCACCUGACGCUGCUCAACGCCUACCACGCCUUCAAAGGCCAGGCCACGUCGAGCCCCGAAAGCCUGAAGAACUGGUGCCACGAGCACUUCCUCUCUCUCCGCCACCUGUCGAGUGCCGAUAACGUCCGGACUCAGCUUAAGCGGAUCAUGGAGACGCACGGAAUCGAGCUCAUCUCGACGCCGUUUGAGGAUAAGACCUACUACUCCAACAUCCGCAGGGCCCUUCUGGCCGGCUUCUUCAUGCAGGUGGCCAUGAAGGAGAGCUCGGGCAAGGUGUAUCGCACCGUCAAGGACGACCAGGCCGUCCUCAUCCACCCAUCCACGGUCCUACGCACCGAGUUCGAUUGGGUCGUGUACAAUGAGUUUGUGCUCACGUCGAAGCAAUACAUCCGCACGUGCACUGGCAUUCGCCCGGAGUGGCUAAUGGAAAUUGCACCCGUGUAUUAUGAUCUCGACACUUUCGAGGACAGCGACAUCAAGAGAUCGCUCAAGCGGGCGACGGAGAAGAAGAAGCGCAAGGAGGCGAUGAAGGCGGGACGGUGA
Messenger RNA from Hirsutella rhossiliensis, 2301 nucleotides. Its product is annotated as oligonucleotide/oligosaccharide-binding (OB)-fold domain-containing protein. Gene Ontology annotation, molecular function: RNA helicase activity; ATP binding; RNA binding. The record is from RefSeq and is a predicted model, not a curated record. Gene Ontology annotation, cellular component: spliceosomal complex; intracellular anatomical structure. Lineage: Eukaryota; Fungi; Ascomycota; Sordariomycetes; Hypocreales; Ophiocordycipitaceae. The coding region runs from base 1 to 2301 and encodes 766 amino acids. The transcript is spliced from 3 exons.